GCGAGCGCCUGUUCCUCCCACCGCUGCGCCCGGGAUCCGCAGCUCCUCCAGCGGGUCAAAACCUCCGAACACCCCGUGCCCUCCCCCCCAGUCCUCCGUGUCCCCCCCGGGGGCUGUCUCCGGUCAUGCCCCGGCGGUCGUAGCGGGCUCGGGCUUCACCAUGAGCGGCUGGAGCGCUGCGCAGUGCCGCUUCGUGCACUACUUCGCGGUGUGCGGACUGGACCCUCAGAGCGGACUGGAGCCGGACCGGUUGGCGGCUCUGUGUCGGUAUCUGGAGUCGGAGCGAAGCGGCGAGUCCUGCCCCGAAAACCACACAGAGCCGGGUCUGGAGCACACGACGUUCCGCUCCAAAGUUCUGGCUCGAUUCCCGGAGAAUGUGGACGGAAAUCCCUUCGACCAGGACGCCGUCAGUAUGCUGUGCAUUCCCGACGGUCUGUCGUUCCACACUCGUCCUCUCCCUCCGCGCUUCCACUCGUUCCUCAUCACUCGUGAGGACUUCAGUCGGACGUACGGCUUCGUCCUCACCUUCUACGAACGGGUGAGCGUCGCCGUGGAGACGCUGCUCCACCUCCGACACCCGACCCACCAGACCAGAAACUCUCCCUCCAGCCCGUCCUCGUCCUCGUCCAUGGACUCCCUGUCGAGCGGGGGCGGUGGCGCAGACCCGUGCCCGUCCGAAGGCGUCCGGUCAGAGCGGUCGUGCGGCGCCCUGUUCGUGCCCAAAGCUCUGUGCAUCAUCGCGCCGUUGCCUUUUAUGGGCGCGUGCCGCAGCUUCCUGUGGCAGCUGCACCGCGCUGUGAUGUCCGAGACUCCGCCCCCUCUGCCCCUGGAGAGCUACGUGUACAACCUGCUCUACGAGGUGCCGCUGCCCGCCCCGGGACGCUCUCUGAGGUUCCAGGGCGUGUACGAGCCAAUCGUGUGCCAGCGCCCGGGGCCCGCCGAGCUCCCAUUGGCUGAUUUCCCCCUGAGCGACGUCAUCGCUCUGCUGGGAUUGGACAACCUGGUCCAGGUGUUCACCUGCACGCUGCUGGAGAUGCAGGUGCUGCUCUACUCCCACGACCCUCAGCGUGUGGUGAGCGCGUGCGAGUGUUUGUCGUCGUUGUUGUUUCCGUUCCAGUGGCAGCACGUUUACGUUCCUCUGCUCCCGUCGUCGCUCCGUCACUUCCUGGACGCUCCGGUGCCGUACCUCAUGGGUCUGCAGGGCCGAGGCGACGGGGACCGCACCUGUCUGGACCUGCCGCAGGAGGCGAACUUGUGCUUCGUGGACUUGGAUCGUCGUUCCGUGGAUCUUCCGGAGGAUUUUCCUCAGUUUCCUCUGAAGUCGGAUCUGAUCCAGGAUCUGUUGGACGUCCUGCAGAGCUCCGCCUCCUCCGGCCCGGAGUCCAGCUCGUGUCCCGGGUCGCCGCGUCCGGCCAGCUCGCCCUGCACCCCCGCCGCCCCCCGCAGGAACAGCCUGGAGGCGCUCGACCGACGCAACGGCAACCUGCCCCCCGACCGCCCCCAACCCCGCCGCAACGCCGCCGUGCUGGAGCUGCUGCAGAACAACGAGACGCUGGAGCGGCUGGAGGCUCUGACCCGACGCACGGGGGUCAGCGUCGCCAGGGUGGACGCGCUCAGGGCGGGGGUCAAAGGUCAAAGCACCGAGAGGGAGGGGCGGCGUCCGAGCUCGCGCCUGGAGGAGGAGAAGAGGGCGGCCGUCCUGAACGCUCAGCUCAGGGAAGUCUUCGCCGAUCACUUCACGUCCAUGUUCUGCGACUACGAGACGUUCGUGGUCCAGAGCGGCUCCGACCUCCACACGUGGCUCACGGCGCGAGAAAACAUGCACAACUUUGACAAGGCGUCCUUCCUGUCGGAGCAGCCUGAGUUCUUUCUUCCGUUUCUCUCUCGUUUCAUCGAGACUCAGAUGUUUGCGUCGUUCAUCGAUCAGAAGAUCAUGUCUCAGUGGGAGCAGAAGGAGGCGCUGCUGCGAGUCUUCGACCAGCGAGUCCACGAGAAGAAACGCCACCAGCUCCGAGCGCCCAACCUCACCUCCACCCACGGCUCCGCCCACAGCGCCCGCCGCACCACCCUCUGCGACGCCGCUCGGGCGGUGGAGCAGAGGUUCCAGAACAUCGACCACACGGCCGUUCUCCCUCAUCUCCUCAACAUGAAGAUCGGAGAAGGACGAUUCGAGCCGGGACACUUCCCCGACCUGAAGAGAGACGCCCUCAACAGCGCCCCCAACAGAUGGAGUCACAGAGGUCCAGCGCCCCCUGCUGCUCCUCACAGACAAACACAGACCCCCGGGAAAACAGAACAACGACUGGACAACGAGCAGAAGGAGCUGCAGGAGUCUCGUGCUCUGGGGAAGUCUUCUCUCCGUCAGCCCAAACUCUCCGACGUGUCUCCGGCCGUGAUCGCUCAGACCAACUGGAAGUUUGUGGAGGGUCUCCUCAAAGAGUGUCGCCUCAAGACGAAGCGCCUCCUUGUGGCUAAGAUGGGCGGUGAGGCGGUGGAGUUGGGUCAUGGAGAAGCUCUGAUCUCUGGUUUGGAGGAGAACACUCUGGUGGCGUCUCUGUGUGACCUCCUCGAACGAAUCUGGAGCCACGGGCUGCUCGUCAAACAGGGGAAGUCGUCUCUCUGGUCUCAUCUGCUCCAUUAUCAGGCCCGAGAAGAACGACUGGAACAACAGGCUCAGAACACACAAGGUGAUGAGGAGAGGAGGAGGAGGAGGUCUGACUGCAGUCUUCAGAAUUCUGCUCGUGUUUCUCUUCUUCAGGACAUGAGACAUGUGCAGCUGAUGUCCGAGAUCAAGACCGACGUGGGCCGAGCUCGUGCCUGGAUCCGUCUCUCUCUGGAGAAGAAGACGCUCUCACAACAUCUCAGACAACUUCUGUCCAGAGCAGGACUGACCAAGAAGUUGUACAAACGUUACGCGUUCCUGCGCUGUGAGGACGAGAGGGAGCAGUUCCUCUUCCACCUUCUGUCCCUCAACGCCGUCGACUAUUUCUGCUUCACCAACGUCUACACCACCAUCAUGAUCUCGUACCGCGUGGCCAUCGUCCCGGUGAAGAAGUUCAGUAACAGUCUGCUGACGUCCAACCCGUGGGUGUGUGUGUCCGGGGAGCUCAGGGACUCGGGGGUCAGGGCCAUCCCCAAAAACCUGCUGGAGAUGGGCUUCGACUGUCAGAACCUGGGCCGCCUGACCACGCUGCAGAUCGGGCACGACAACGCCGGGCUCCUCGCCAAGUGGCUCCUGGACUGUGUCCUGGUCCGGAACGAGGUCACGGGACACACCUACAGAUUCCCGUGUGGCCGGUGGCUGGGGAAAGGCGUGGACGAUGGGAGUCUGGAGCGCGUGCUGAUCGGGGAGCUGCUGCCCCCUGGUGGAGGCGCUGAGGAGGAGGCCGGACGAGGGAGUGCCACCCCCCCCCAGCAGAGCUCGCCGUCCCAGACGCGACGCAUCAGCCUCAGCAGCAUCACCGCCAAAGGAAUCAAGCCGACGUCGGGGCAGAUCCAGGACGCGGUCGGAGAAGUCGUCAACAACAUGAUCAAGCACUUCCACAAACCCGAGAAAGAGAGGGGCAGUCUGACGGUGCUGUUGUGUGGAGACAACAGUCUGGUCACGGCUCUGGAGCAGCUCUUCGCUCACGGCUUCAAAUCCUCCCGACUCUUCCAGAAAAACAUCUUCGUCUGGGACUUUGUGGAGAAAGCCUGUGCCCACCUGGCGUCUGCGCAGCGGGCGGAGGACCUCAGGGACCUCGGGGACCACGGGGACCACGGGGACCAGGAUCGUUCUUUCGCCCGAUACGUUCAGGCCAUAAACUCGUCAUCUCGGAGCAUCGGGAAGGACGGGAAGUUCCAGCUGCUCGUGUGUUUGGGAACCAGGGACCGUGUUCUGGCUCAGUGGCUCCCCCUGUUGUCCUCGUGUCCCGUUACGGCUCAGUACUACGAGGACUGGGCUCUGCUCCGAGACUCUGCCGCCGUCGAGAGUCUGAGUCAGGUCCUGCUCACUCUGCACCACUUCCCCCUGACGCUCGAGGCCUCGCUGGUCAAAGGAAUACGGCUCUGAACCGGGACCGGACCGGGACUGGACCAGGACUCAGUCUGGAUCUCACGCUGAUUCUCAAAAAAUUCACCAAAGCAAAGUUCCAUAAGAAGAAGAAACUCAGGAACAAAACCAGGACUAAAUCCAGUCUAAACCAGGACUGGACUAGGACUGGACUAGGACUGGACCAGGACUGGACCAGGACUGGACCAGGACUGGACCAGGACUGGACCAGGACUGGACCAGGACUGGACUAGGACUGGACCAGGACUCCACCAGGACUCAGUCUGGAUCUAGCGCUGCUUCUCAGUCUGGACUAAAAUUUCUGAAAAAAUGAAAGAAGCCAAGUUCUAUAAAGAGGAGAAACUCAGGAGCAAAACCAGGACUAAACCCGGUCUAAACCAGGACUAUACCAGGACUAAACCAGGACUAUCCCAGGACUAUCCCAGGACUAAAGCGUUGCUGUAGAGAUGCUCUUGUCAUGUACAGUGUUUUCAUUGUGUAAAUAUGUGUGAAUAAUUAGAAAUGUGAUGUUUAUUUUUGUACUUUUUAAGAUGUGAUUAAAAUAUGAAAAAA
Boleophthalmus pectinirostris (great blue-spotted mudskipper) is the source of this 4603-nucleotide messenger RNA. RefSeq names its product DENN domain-containing protein 5B-like. The record is from RefSeq and is a predicted model, not a curated record. Gene Ontology annotation, molecular function: small GTPase binding; guanyl-nucleotide exchange factor activity. Lineage: Eukaryota; Metazoa; Chordata; Actinopteri; Gobiiformes; Gobiidae.